Molecule: messenger RNA, 1130 nt
Organism: Cimex lectularius (bed bug)
Lineage: Eukaryota; Metazoa; Arthropoda; Insecta; Hemiptera; Cimicidae
Product: U7 snRNA-associated Sm-like protein LSm10
Exons: 3
Coding region: 350-808 (152 amino acids)
Biological process (GO): mRNA 3'-end processing by stem-loop binding and cleavage
Cellular component (GO): nuclear body; cytoplasmic U snRNP body
Molecular function (GO): histone pre-mRNA DCP binding; U7 snRNA binding
Source: RefSeq, a predicted model, not a curated record
GGUACCUACACCUGAAGUUAUGAGCUAUGUAUGUGCAUGUAUAUAAGUUAUAUAUGUUAGUAGUUUUUGUAAGGUCAUUCCAUGGUUUUGUAAUAGUUUUCUGUAUAGUUUCUCUUUCUUGUCAUUUGUGUUUGUAUACUAGUACAAUAACAGUAAAAGGAUGAAUCUAAUUUUGAAAUGAACCGGUGAACGGUUGAUGACGUCCAGCACGACCUGUUGAUCGGUGAGCGGAACUGUUUCCAAAAACAGAGCCUCCUGUCACGAAAUUUCAUAAGCUGACGAACAGCCCCUUUUUUCACCGUUGAUGACCCAAUUCGGUUUAUUUUCGUCGGCCCAGUUUUGAGAGAAAAUGAUCUCAGCGACGAGCCUUUUCCAAGAGAGGAAUUUCAACUUGACUCGCCUCUCUUGCCUGGCCAAAGGGCUCAUCGGCAAGUACACGAUCGUAGAUUUGAGGAACGACUCGUCCGUCAACGGAAAAAUCGACUCAGUCGACGGGUGUCUCAACGUAACGCUCGUCGAUGCGAUCUUCACGAAUUCGAAAGGUGAUGAAUUUUUCUUCGACCUGUUCUUCGUAAGAGAGAGGAAUGUCCGUUACAUCCACAUUCCCAGAGAAAUUUCAGUGAUGGACACAAUAGUGAGUUCCCUGAAUGCUAUACGCUUUCCAAAAUUGAACGAGGAGUCCAGAGGGAUGAGCAGGAAAAAGAGCCGGCUCAUGGAGCGACAGCUUGAGACGAAAAAAAGGGUCCAGGAGAUCCUUCAGGAGAAACAGAGGAGGAAGGCGCUCGAAAAUCAAGAACGGCGCAAUUAGCUUUCGCAAUUUUAAUCUGCCGGUUUUAAAAAUCAGACGGUUUAUAAAAUUGCACUUUGACAGUAUACUCCUUUCCAAGAUAAAUUUUGAAUCUCAACGAUCUCAUGGAUUUGUUUGAAUUGAAUUCCUAAUGAGUGUAUAUAACUUCUUGUAUGUAGUCUUAUUAUUUCCCCAGUUCAAUUUUUUUUUUUUUUCAAUCAGUAAUUGGUGUUUGGAGUAUUUUUUGGUUUAUAGUUUGUAAAUUGCUGUUUUCAAGUGCUUGUGCUGUACUCAAAAACCUUUCCGAGUAUAGAUUGCUCAAAAUAACAAUUUGAAUAAAAAC